GAAACGAAAAACAAAACGAGUGCAUCUUCCGUCAAAAAGUUGCCAGGUUCAUCGGUUUGCUAUAAAAAGUAACGACUGUAUUGUGUCACAUUUCGUGGGCAGAUGCACUCGUUCCGUUUUUUCGUUUCGUUUUUCAUUUCGUGUGACGAGGCCCUCACACAUCCAACAUCCUUCGCGGAAGUGCGGAUCUGUAYGUCGUAGUUUCUUUGCUCGUCCUCCUCUUCGGACGCCCUCACACGAACACACAUGGUUUGUCGACGAAGACACACACACACACACACACACACACACACACACACACACACACACACACACACACUCACACGCACAGGCACACACACACACACACACACACACACACACACACACACACACUGCUGUGGGAGUGCAGGGUGGGUCGAAGGAGACAUGGCUGGUUCCAGUGACCGUUCCGGGCUGCAGUGCAUUAGUGACUGGGGAUUCACCCCCGAUUCUGAAGUCCAGGAAUCGGACGGUAUGCAGAUCCCCUCCUUGCAGGUUGACCUAGCUUUUGGGGGGAGGCGAAUCACCGCUGAUGACGGUGACGAGGACCAACUGCGAGAGCGACUCCGCCUUCGUGCGAUGGAUAUGGCUGGUGAGCAAGGUUUCUACAGUCCUCUGACGUCUAGUCAGCACCCCUCCCCUCCACGGUUCACAUUUGCACCUAAUUAUUCUUAUCGUUGUGCAGAUCUGCCAGACACGCUUGAGGCCCAAAGAACUGUCGUGGACUGCCCUCUCACCCCCCUGCACAGCACUUCAUCUGCCCCUGCUGCCACUGGCUCACCAUCGGUAGCUUGCCAUUCCACUCCAGCAUCGGUGCGCAAGGGUGUCACGGGCAUCUCUCCAUCACUGCAGCAGGAGACUGGCAAGCCUUCCACGUCUCCAUGUGUGCGCAAUCUGCAGUAUGGCAGCCCCGACAUUGAUGUGCGGUGCCAGCCAGAACCUGCAGGGGAGGCAUCUCUACACAAUCGAACUUUUCUUCAAUGUCUCAUCCAUGCUGUGGAGGAUGGUGAUUUCGACUCGCAGGAAAUAUUCGUUCAAGGCCUUGACCAGCAGCACGGCAACAGUGGAUCCACGCCACCUGCAGUACGUGGGAUGCCUGACGAGGGAGGAAUGCCUUGCGGGGUUGACAUUCGUCAUGUGGAUGAGACGAGCACAAGGCAUGAUGCCCUUUGUUCCAAGCUGGGCAAUGCUUCUGGUGGAUCGACAUCGAUCUCGGUCGGUAAAGCAGUGGCUAAAGCUGCUGCACCUGCAGUGGCUGAAGCUGCUGCACCUGCAGUGGCUGAAGCUGUUGCACCUGCCGCUGCAAGUGGAUCGGUUGAUGGUGGCAAAAAGAAAAAGGUUUCCAAUCGAUGGGGGGAGAUGGAGACGACAAUGCUACUUAGGCGUGUGUACGAAGUGAAAACAAAUAUAGGAGAGAACUCCGAAGCCAUGGGGAUCGCUCCCUUGAAGCAGCGUUUGUGGCGGGACGUGAGUGAGAGAAUGAAAGAGGCACAGUACAAUCGAGAGGACGAAGACUGCAAGAAUCGGUUUCACUACGUCCGCAACAACUACAGGCUUAUUAAAGAUCACAAUCGGUGGUCGGACAACCAGAAGUACUGGUCCAUGGAUCAGGCGACACGCAAAGCAAAUAGCUUGGACUUCAUGAUGCGCAGGGAUUGGUAUGAUAUUAUUAAUGUGCAUGAGGUAGACAAGGACACCAUUAAUCCAAACAGUCUGACAGGCCCCGGCGCCGGCGAGCAUAACGUGGACAACGUACAUGACAGUGAUGUGGAGGUUGGUGAUGAUGAUGCUGAGGAGGAGGAAGCAGUGGAGGAUGGAUGGGCUAUAGGGGGGGGGUCUCACACUGGUGGAUCUGGAGGGGGGGCUGAACCUCCCUUAUAUGACUGUGCGGGAGGAGGGGGGGGGACUUCCGUGCCUGGUCAAGCAGGUGCGUCGACAUCAGCGUCUGGAGGGUCGACGUCGUCCGCAACCGUGACUGAAACUUUAGGCAGGCGGAAGAGGUGUCAACAGAAUGCACGUGAGCUAGCUAUGCGUGCCGUGACAGGGGCUAUGCGUGAUCACACAUCGGCACAGAYGAGAUCCGACAUCACGCACCACCAGAUAUUGCGUGAGCAGCUGACUAUACAAGAUAGAGCGGCGAAGCUGACAUGCGAAGUGAUGCGUGAGGAUAUUGCUUCUCUGCCAUGCCAGAUCCCGCUGAUCACGAGCCUCCUGGAUGGCAAUGAUAGCAUCUUGCAGCUGCGUCUCCAAAUAAUGAUGCUGCUCAAAUUCAUGAAUUUCAAGAAAAAAAGAUAAACCCAGAUGAUCGAGAGGCCCUUGAGCCAAUAGUAAAGGAUAUUCAAACAU
Messenger RNA from Chara braunii, 2367 nucleotides. NCBI's taxonomy places the organism in Eukaryota, Viridiplantae, Streptophyta, Charophyceae, Charales, Characeae. The record is from the annotation of a GenBank genome assembly.